Messenger RNA from Sitodiplosis mosellana (orange wheat blossom midge), 2255 nucleotides. RefSeq lists its product as uncharacterized. NCBI's taxonomy places the organism in Eukaryota, Metazoa, Arthropoda, Insecta, Diptera, Cecidomyiidae. Bases 306 to 1796 code for a protein of 496 amino acids. The transcript has 5 exons. The record is from RefSeq and is a predicted model, not a curated record.
CCCGAGUUUGGGACGGGAUUGUUCAAAAACACGAUUCAGUUGAAAAAGUUACAAGAGAAGCGAAAAAAAGAAGAAUUCCAUUACAUAUGAAAAUAUGACCACCCAAGUGACAAUUUGAGUGUGCGAACAUUUUGUGUGAUCUCAGUGCAUCCGAAAAAACAUUGGAAACGAAACCGAUUUUUGUGUUUCGGUUUGAUCAGUGAUUUCAGUUUUGAAGUAAAGCAUUUCAGUCGUAUUUUUCGUUUAGUUGUUGUUUUUCCUUUUCCAAGGCCGUACGAGAAAAAAAAAAUUACCCAAUCAGAAUUAUGCAGAUCAACGGCCAAUCAUUCAUAAUAUUGCUGGUGGUUUCGUUUCAAUCGGUUCGUGGCAAUCAAAAUGCCGCAUUUGACAAAAAUUACAGUGAUCGAUUAACGGAGAAUUAUAAUCAACAAUCAGCCCUCGAGCUUGCAGCUAACAAACAUUAUGAGAGUAGCAGGUUUCGUCGAAGCAGCAGCAGCAGCGGCAUCGUCGGCGGCGACGACAGCGGCGGCAGCACAGAAACUGGAUCAACUUUGAAUAGUGGUGCAAUUACUCUGCCCGAGGACAGUGACAACGAUGCAAAGAAACCAAUAAAUUUUCUACGGCUUUACUUUUGCGGUCCUGGAUACCAAAAUUGCAUGUAUGACGAUAGAUUGAACAACAUUCAAGUGCAGAAUAAAUUUCUCAAACAAAUCCCGCGCAUGGCUGAAAUAACACUUCCAACUAAUUAUUUGGAUUGGAAAUCGAAGCAGCUCAGUUUGCCAGUCAACGUAAAAGGUGCACAAAUUACGAGUCCGCCCGGACGACGUGAUCGUGGAUUUACUGGUGCAGAAGAACCACACUAUAUGCUCGUUCGCAGUGACGACACCGAUCCACGACAUUUGGGGCCUGAGUUUCUGGAAUUCGAUCCAUUUGUGCCUGCUCGCGGUAGACGACAGUCAAAACCUCAAACUUAUGAUGAUCCUUUUUACCCAAUGCGUGGUCGACGAGCUGAAGCACAAGCAUGGGAUGAUCCAUUCUAUCCGAUGCGGGGCAGACGUGCCGAUAACAAUGCUAACGCUUGGGACGAUCCAUUUGUACCGAUGCGUGGCCGACGCACACCAAAAGAUAAUAGUAAACGUGCCAAAGCUAAACCUUGGGACGAUCCCUUCAUUCCGAUGAGAGGCCGCAAAUCGAGCUGGUCACCAGCAGCCAAAAGUAUCGCUUACGACGAUCCAUUUGUACCGAUGCGAGGUCGCAAAUCGGCCGACUAUGACGAUAUAUUCUAUCCGAUGCGAGGACGACGAUCAAUUCAACAAAAAGAUCAACGACGGAAGCGAAGCUUGUUGGCAUCAACAGGGUCAUUCAAUGCUGUUUACACACCCUCCGAAGAAGUCAUUGUCAAGCUAAAUGGCGUUCAAGAUAAUCCAAAAACCACACAUACUUCAAAGAAUCAUUUGGUCGAUCUGCUCCAUCCAAAAGCUAAACUGAUUGAAGGCACGACUUCGCAUACAGUGUUAAAUGGAAAACAUUAUCAACAACAGCAACAGCAACAGCAACAACAUCAACAUCAAAAGAAAUCGUAUUUCUUGCUCGACGACUUUGCUACAAAUCCUGAUGACGGUGAUAACGGAUUGAUGAAUGACUAUGCGACGGAUUAUUACGUGGAAUCACCGCAAAUGAACAAAAACAAAAUGAACGAGAACAAGCAACGAUGGAUGAAAUCAUCAAGAGAUUUGUCACAAAAUCGUGAUGCAGGCAAUUUAGCACGUGGGAGUGGAACAUCACUCUUAUUUUAAAAUGCAAAACGUACCAACGAAAGAGAGACACAUACACACAAUGAAGAAUGAACCGCAAACAAAUCGCAACCAGAGGUAAAAAAGCACACACACACACACACACACACACACACACACACACACACACACACACACACACACACUGUAAGAAGAUGGAAAAAAGAAAAAAACAAAACAAUACACAAUGAUUCACACAUAAAAUAAACAACACAGAGAAGAGAAAAAAAAGAAUGGAAAAACGGCUUGCAAAAUGGAAAAAAGGGCAGUGAAACAAGUACAGAAUAAAAACAAAUUCCAAAUAACAGAAGAGAAAAACUGAGCAUAACCUAGACUGACGCUUUCGUAAUCAACAAACGGCAACUGGCGUGGAAAGAAAAUAAGGAGCGCGAGAACCGGAGGGAAACAGGAACGACAUUGCAUAAAGACACGUGCAAUGCAUAAACAUGCACCGAACUAAUG